GGCAGUCGACGGGGAGGCGGCGCCGUCGGGGGGCGGCGGAGCGGAGUCUCGCGAGACGUCGGUGCCCGGGGCGAUGGAGGAGGGCGACGAGGAGCUGGUGCUGGCGCUGCAGCUGCAGGAGGAGUGGGAUGCGCGGCGGCCGUCGGGGGGGCGGUCGGGGCCGUCGGGGCCGUCGGGGCCGCCGUCGGGGGCCGAGGCCCCCCUGUCCCCGGUGGACGCGGCCUGGGAGCUGCUGGACCCCACCCCGGACCUGCGGGCCCUCUUCGUCCACUUCAACCAGCGCUUCUUCUGGGGCCGCCUGGCCGCCGUCGAGGUCAAGUGGAGCCCAAGAAUGACCCUGUGCGCCGGCCUGUGCAGCUACGAAGGAUGGGGAGGCAUGUGCUCCAUCCGGCUGAGCGAACCCCUGCUGAAGCUGCGCCCCAGGAAGGAUCUGGUGGAGACGCUCCUGCACGAAAUGAUCCACGCCUAUUUAUUCGUCACCCACAACGACAAGGAUCGAGAGGGCCACGGCCCCGAGUUCUGUAAGCACAUGCACCGCAUCAACCGCCUGACUGGAGCCAACGUGACGAUCUACCACACCUUCCACGACGAGGUGGACCAGUACCGGCAGCACUGGUGGCGCUGCGACGGGCCCUGCCGCCACCGGAACCCGUACUUCGGCUACGUCAAGCGGGCCACCAACCGGGCGCCCUCGGCCCAGGACUUCUGGUGGGAGGAGCAUCAGCGCACCUGCGGGGGCAGCUACGUGAAGGUCAAGGAGCCGGAGGGCUACGCCCAGAAGGGCAAGGCCAAGACCAAAGCGCCAGGGCAGCUGCAGGCUCCCAGCGGGGCCGGAGGCACUCCAAGUCGCCCCGUGGGCAGCCCCCAGCCCGUGACCCCUUUCAGCGGGAAGGGCUACCUCCUGGGGGGGUCCAGCAGCACCUCCCGCCCGACGUCGACCUGGCCGGGGACCGGAGGACUCGGGGAUCCCAAGCCAGCCGGCCCCCGUGCGCCCCAAUCUGGCACGCCCCGGCCCGGUGGCCAGCAGAGCGUCCUCAACUUCCCCAAGAUCUCCGUCGCCAACCGGCACACUUUCUGCAACGUCGAUGGGUCUCCUCGGAAAGGCCCCGCCGGGGUUGCCCUGGGCACCGGCGACGGACUCCCGCCGAAGCGCCCCAGGCUGGAAGACAGAACCGCUUUUGCCAACUACUUCACAAAGAAAACGCCGCCCUCCAGCACGGGUGUGAGUGGCGGUGCCCAGCCGGUACCCCUCCCUGCCCCGGCCUCGCCCUCGCCCCCGACUCUGACUGUCCGCUGCCCGGUCUGCCAAAUGCAGCUGCCAGAGUCUCAGAUUAACACUCACCUGGACUCCUGCCUCACGGGAUGACGAAGCUGGUAACGGUCUCCGUCCCCCGAGACCCUUGGCCGGGGGAAGCCAGUGGUCUGGACUCCUCAUCUGCCCCGCACUCGGGCUUCUCCCUGCCCCCGGACCUCUGGGCCCUGGCAUCAGCCCCCACGGCAGGAAAGCCCCGGCCCCAGGCUUCUCCCCGAGAGAACUCACUAGUCGAGUCUUCCCAGGCAGGAGCGCCUGAAACAUGGUCCGUCUACGCUCCCUUCCCUGGGUGACCAGGACACCGGACCCUCCUUCGUCUCUCUGGGGAAAAAGCCAGUUUUAAAAGGCAGGCUGAGAUUUUAGUCUCUUUUAGAGAAUACAUUAAAGUUUACAUUUGGCUCUGUUGA
Messenger RNA from Tachyglossus aculeatus (Australian echidna), 1719 nucleotides. RefSeq names its product SprT-like N-terminal domain (gene SPRTN). NCBI's taxonomy places the organism in Eukaryota, Metazoa, Chordata, Mammalia, Monotremata, Tachyglossidae. The record is from RefSeq and is a predicted model, not a curated record. Gene Ontology annotation, cellular component: nucleus. The coding region runs from base 74 to 1366 and encodes 430 amino acids. Gene Ontology annotation, biological process: DNA repair. The transcript has 5 exons. Gene Ontology annotation, molecular function: single-stranded DNA binding; metalloendopeptidase activity; polyubiquitin modification-dependent protein binding.